Molecule: messenger RNA, 11766 nt
Organism: Amoebophrya sp. A120
Lineage: Eukaryota; Dinophyceae; Syndiniales; Amoebophryaceae
Source: the annotation of a GenBank genome assembly
AUGGAUUACAAGACGAUGCUCAACUACUACUUCAAGCAGGACGACUAUGGAGGCGUCAGGAUUGAAAUCGGCAAAGUUGAAAUAAUUUCUCACGCGUAAAUUGCAAGGCAUGAAGUGCCUCUCUUGCAGGGGCGGCAGGUGAGGCCGACCGUCAGCCUGUUUGGGAUCUGCGGCAGAGCUGCUCAAGUAGCAUGACAAAAGACGCCUUCUGUCAUUAAACAGCAUGACAAACUGGAUUUAGACGGUGUCGAUAUUUGUCAUGCGCCGCUUGAAAAUUUGGCUUCCAACUGGUAUCGAUUUUCUGCAGUGCAAGUUACUUCAACUUUGUCGAUUGCAAAUCUGACACUCCCAUAACGACAUUGCGACUUCCACCGUCACAAUCACCUCCACGGUACGGCCGAACUACCCACCAGAUUUCUACUACGGGGUCUACAGCUUCGGGGACGAUUUCCAGUACAAGAUGGAGUUCGGGUACGAUUCGAUCGAAGCGCCGAAUCAGGCGGACAACGCGCAUUUAGCCUCCUGUACCGGAGAUGGUUGUAAACAAUCCUGUUUCGCCAAGCAGUACAAGUCUUCAUUCGAGCGCGGCUACACUUCAAAGCAUCCGGAUUACGUAUCAAUUGCAAAAAUGUCUGGGUCUGGAAGAUUGCAAGUGUGUCAUGCUUGUCUGGCAUGAGUCGAGAAUCUGUGUUGCAUAGACACCGAAAGGCCCUCUUACCUGUCAUGCAAAAACGCAGGUUGCCAUGCGGAAUACGUAAGACAUAGGAGCCAAAAAAUUUGUCAUGCGUAGCUGCGUAUAAUUGCAGUGCUUCUACCAUUCACUUUUAGCAUCACAAGUUUCCAGACCCAGACAUAUUUGCAAUCCAUAUUGCGGCAUGAUCCACCACACGUAUAACCCGAAUGGUAUGAAAUGCAAAAGCAUCGUACUAGUACAAAUCGCAUUACAAAUGUGCUCAGCAUUAGAAAUGGAAUUUGUAAUGCGUAUUUGAAUUGAUAAAAAAAUUUGUGUUGCAUGACUGCAAUUACUACGAGUACGAUGCUUUUGCACAGGAUAAAUGGUGGCAGUCUGCAAGAUUAUGUGGACAUGAACUCGGACCACCGUGUAUCCUGAGCAAAAACGUCCCCACCCCAGAGUUGUAAUGCAAAUCUGCAUGCUCAGAAUGUUUCUCAUGCGGAGUUCCAUGAGAAGCAAUUUCUAGUCGUGUUCUGCAAUUUGCCAUGCUCGAAUGUGCAUGAUAUACUAGAUCUGUUACGCUGCUGAGCUAGCUGAAACAGCACUACGCUACGACUCCAAAUUUGUCAUGCAAAACAGCCAAAACUUGUGGAUUUGUCUAGCCGGUUCCCCAUCUUGACUAUGGGGUGGGGACGCUUUUACAUAGGAUACCGCCACUACGACUGGAGUUGGCGGCGCCACCCGAAGGUGGCGGCGCUGUACGACAAGGAGGACGGCGACAAUACCAACGCGAAUAAUUAUGACGCGAAUCCAUCGUCGGAAGAUGAUAAGGGGUGCUUACUACCCGCAGGUCGGUUCGACGGGGUCGCGGGGCACAAGAACGCACUGCUCGCGGCGGACAACGUGCACUGCCCGGGGGAGAACAAGGUUUCCAUGGUGCAACUCGCGAAGGGCUGCACGGUGGAUCUUUGCCCCACCUCCCCCACCCCGACGGACACGAGUAAAUCACAUUGCUUCCGCGUCGGCCCCGGGCCGGGCGUGUUUAAGGCGAGUGACGGGCAUUUCGAUUCGGACACCAUGUACGAAGCGCAUGUGUAUUGUCACAUUAACAAUCCGGAAGGGAUAUCAAAUGCAAAAAUGUCUGGGUCUGGAAGAUUCCUACAUUUGUCAUGCGUGUCUGACAUGACUCAAUAAUCUGUGAUGCAUGGGCACGAAGCGGUCCUCUUUUCUGUCAUGCAAGCGCGCAGUUUGCCAUGCGGAACACGCAACACGUAGGAGCCCAAAAAAUUUGUCAUGCUUGGCUCCGUAUUGCAGUGGAACUCUCGUUCACUUGUAGCAUCACAAGUUUCCAGACCCAGACAUUUUUACAUUUGAUAAGGGACGAUGAGUUCUUUUGCGGACAAUGCGGACGGUUCUGGGGCGAAGUGCUCCCUCCCAAUUGGGCGGUACGGGAACAGCUGGGUCAGCACGUGCCACCCAAACAAAAUCCUGACGGGAGACAUCCACGUUGGAUCAGAUCCUCUACACGGACCGUGUCCGGUGAAUGAUAAAGUUUCCCAAAUUAUCAUGUGUAAAAACGUCCCCGCACCAGAGUCAAGAUGGUAAAUCUGCUACACAAAUCAGCCAGCUCUGGCUGUUUCGCAUGACAAGUUUGUCCUUGUAGCGGAAUCCUGUUUAGGUAGUUCAGCAGCAUCACAGACCUAGCUUAUCAUGCUGGUUAUAGCAUCACAAAUCCCAAGACACGACUAGAAAACGCCUCUCAUGGGGCUCAGCAUGAGAAACUUUUUUGGCAUGCAGAUUUGCAUGACAACUCUGGGGUGGGGGCGUUUUUGCUGAGGAUACAGAUCGUGGUGAAAGCCGGCUGUGCCGCGCACGUGUUCCAGCACUGCGACGGGAUCUCGGGAAAUUCUAUCGCGAGGAGAAAUCCCCUCUCCCCAUAUUGACAAGGUACGUUUUCGAAAAUUUGUGUUGCUGAUUUGUGACCACAAAUCGUCUCUGUGUUGCAUGAAGACAACCCCACAGACAGAAGACAACCCCACAGACAGCCGCCGCAUUCUACAGGCGGUCUGUCAUGCUGUUGCUCCUACAGCGUAGACGUCUGGCAUGCUAAGCGCCUAGGCCAAAACCGGUCUACUCAGGCUUGAUAUGGGCCUGCAGUCCUCGUCGGCAAGACGGAGCUGAUUUGUGUACUACACAAAUCCAGCAUCAGAAACCUCGUUUUGAUAUGGGGAGGGGGGAUUUUUCAUUCUGAUAAAUUCCAAUCCGGCCGUGGACAACGCAGCGGUUUGGUACAUUAAGGGAAACCAGAACACCCCGGCCACGUUCACCGGGUCCCCCGGGACGGAGAACAUUGCGAUGCGGGCCUUACGCACUGCAAAUACGUGUCUGUGUCUGGAUCUGGAAAGGUGCAAACUUGUGAUGCUGCUUUUGGAAUCAAAACAAAAUCUGUAUUCCCCGAGUAGAAACAUUAGGCCGCCUCUUUGCAUCAACGCGAAGAGGGCAACAUUUGUCAUGCGGGAUAGGCAUCCAGAAGCACUCAGAAAAUCUGUGAUGCUGGGGCAGGCAUCACAGACAUAGUGGGUCAUACAAAAUGUGCAUGACAAGCACCUACUUUCUUCCAGACCCAGGCAUUUUUGCAGUUGAUAGGCCUUCCGCGACAACGACGCGUCGGACGUGAUGCUGUUCUGUCCGGAUGUGCCCCGCGCAAGUGACGUCACGGACAGCUCGAAGCAGGAAGUCGCUGGUGUUUCCUACCAGUUGAAGGGGUCUUUUUCCCUCUCCGAUUGCGGACGGGCUUGUUUAACGCUUGGGAAGGACUGCUUAGGCUAUCACCAACAGGUCUACGACAAGACAAACCGGAGGUACACGAAUUACAAAGCGGAUCAAUUAGCACCCUGUAUUUUACGUUUAACCCAGACUUCUAUCGAGCCGGAAACGAAACUGCUAUCGACCAAGAAAGUCUUCGGAAUGCCGGACGCCGUGACUAAUAGCUGGAUCGACUCCGCGUUCGGCGCUAUUGACAACAAACUGCAGGAGGAAACGCCGAAACUGUAUCCUGAGGAAAAACGUCCCCACCCCAGAGUUGUCAUGCAAAUCGGCAUGCUAAAAAUGUUUCUCAUGCGGAGGCCCACGAGAUGCAUUUUCCAGUUGUGUUUUGGAAUUUGUCAUGCUCCAAUCAGCAUCAUAUACGUAGAUGUGUGAUGCUGCUGAGCCAGCUCAAACAGCACUACACUACGACAUCAAAUUUGUCAUGCAAAACAGCCAAAACUUGCGCACUUGUCUAGCCGAGGCUCCAUCUUCACUAUGGGGUGGGGACGUUUUCACACAGGAUAAACUGCAAAUAAAACACAAGCAAAAAGACGCGUCGAUCGGGGGAAGGAAAGAAGCAGUUGCGUAUGGGGGCAGUGAUAUCCUGAGCAAAAAUGUCCUCACCCCAUAGUCAAGAUGCGAAAUCUGCUACACAAAUCAAGCACCUUUGGCUGUUUCGCAUGACAAGUUUGUCGUCGUGGUGCAGUGGUGCUGUUUGAGGUAGUUCAGCAGCAUGACAGAUCUAGCGCAUCAUGUUGAUUGGAGCAUGACAAAUUCCAAAACACGACUAGAAAAUGCUUCUCGUGGGGCUUUGCAUGAGAAACAUUUUCAUCAUGGUGCGCAUCUGCAUUACAACUCUGGCGUGGGGAAGUUUUUACUCAGGAUAAGUGAAGCCACGGACUUUUUCGACAUGUGCUACACGAAAAUGGACGGUGAGACACUGAUAUCAAAUGUAAAAAUGUCUGGGUCUGGAAGAUUGCCAGGUUUGUCAUGCACGUUUUGCAUGACGUGUGAGGUCUGUGAUGCAUGCCCUAGCAUCACAGAUUUUGUGAGAUCUUUACCAUGCCUUUUCCGCAUGAGAAACCGCCUCUCGGCCUUCUCAAAAGUGAACAGCUUUAUUGGUAAUCAUGCAACACAGAUAUUUAUAUGAUUCAGAUUUAGCAUGACAAGUUGUACUCUUCCAGACCCAGACAUUUUUGCAUUUGAUAACUGUCAGCAGCCGAGCAGAAGGAGAUCUAUUCGCUGACCGGUACAUCUGACUACAGUGUCUACGAGUCGAUCGCGCGAAACGGCCCGUGCAGCUACAGCUCGAAUGCAGCUGGAAUUUGGAAAGCGCGGUUCACCCCGGCUUUUGCCACCCCGUUCCAGAUCCACAGCGACUUUAAGGAAUUCUGCUACGGGACGUGUAAUAAAUUUUCCUCUUGCGCUGGGAUUUCGUUCUCCGAGCGGCCGCCCGAUGUGCACGGGAAGUACGGCUGCGAUCUGAUCUUCGAGGGCCAGCUCCCCCCGGACAGUGAGUUGCCGGUAAGUGAUUUCUUCGCGGUGGUGUGGACGAAAGAAGCGAGUUUGAACUCUUUGUUAAUCGAUUCCUCCGCCAGUUCCACAGAUUCCGUGAUCCGGCCGCAAGUCGCUUCCCCGGUGCCGCCGUUGAUGACAAGCGGCCAGUGGUUCUGUGUGGCGAAGAAGACAACAGGUGCAGCAGCAGGUUCAUCUCCGCAAUACCUCCGCUCGCGCGGUAUGCAUGCGUUGGGGGCGACCAGGUUCAAGAAGAUCACUAAAGAACCCGCUUCAUCCACCGCCGACGCAAGCACUUGCCUUUCGAAAUCUUUAUUCCACCCGGAUCAACUCCCCUCGUCCCCGAAAGCGAUUGAUGUCAUUGAGUUGGAGAUUCUCGGCAGCGAAAUUUCUUUAGACCGCUGCUUGUACACUUGCGAGCUGAAGAAGCACGAAGAUCCAACCGUGGGGAAUUGCAAGGCUGUCGUCUACCGCUCGAGUGAUGAGACCUGCGUGCUCGCGUGGUUGUUGAAGAAUGCCGGGACCGUGGCGGUCGAAACCUUCACCAAAGCGAUGCAACAGGCGAUUCGGGAUCAAGCACCGUUUUCAGUCGGUUUGUCCGCGUUUGUGCGGAGGGCUCCGGAGUUGUUGGUGUCCUUACCCCAGAUGAACAGCGACGUGUUACGGCCAAGUUUCAGCGGGUAUGACAAUUUGUUCAACCAGAUCCUAACCGCGACCUUCAACCGGGCGGAAACGGAGCCGUUGUCGUUAUUACCGCAUUUGGACUUCCUGAAUCUGCCCGGCGGCAACACCAGUUUCAAAUCCAUUCGCCUCGUACAGGAAAGGAUGCGAAUUCGGACGAGGUUUUUACUCCCCUUGAUUCCCGGGACUUUGUCGACGAAUCUAGUUGCUACCGCACCGUCGAACUCGCCGCAGUCUUUGGAUUAUCUCCUCGAUUUGAUCCGCCCGGCGGUGCAAAAGGCGGUGGUGAUCAAUCUUAGAGGAAGUCACGACUCGCUUGGCCCGAACGGGGCGUACUCCGAUUUGUUCCAGGAUUUAUCGCCCGGUAACAUCACGGUUUCGGUGUAUUCCAUCCCGGACUUGUAUAAAAAGUCGAAGCAGCUCCCGAGUACUGCUAUCCCAGCAAAUCACGCAGAUUCCGUUCUGGUUGAGAUUUCGGUACCAUUAGCCGUUGACUUUACGAAUCCGAAUCUUGCUAACCUGACCGAUGCACAGGAAUUAUCGGAUCUGAAGCAGAACAUUGCGGAUAUGCUGACGCCGAGUUCCGCGGACUCUGCGUCGACGAAUACCACCGGUUCUGGGUCGACUACUACAAGCACGAUGUUUACAGAGGUUCUUCCCAUCCAACUCUCUUUCGCGGGCGUCCCGGUUUCUGAACCUUUAUUCGCAACGGGGAGUGGUGCCGACGCGGACGAGAUGGUUCUGAAUAAAUACAGCAAAGCGGUGUUGACGGAGUUAGUAGCGCCGAACGCUGAUGGAACAAGCACUUCUCUGGGCUUCACUCUCCCGCCCAACAAAGUUUCCUCCGCCGUCCAGCCGAUCGUGUCCUCCACGGAAGCCAGCAACGUGAAAUUUAUCCGGUCCAAACUCCGUUUGAAUGUCAGCUUCAGGGGGAAGCAGUUCAAAGACUGGGUGCAGAACGCAAUCGCGACAAAACUGCAAGAGGAGGUGGAUUUCUGCGCUUCUACUACGAACGUGAAUUCCGAUGAUGUUGAGACACAGAAGCAAACCAAAAACUUCUACUUCGCGAAGAAACUGCAGCAGGAGAUUGCAGCCGGGGGGUUGGACAAGUCGGAAAUUCCGAAGAUCAAGAAGGAAAACGUGAUAGUGUUUGAACAAAUCUCCUCCGCGGCAAGGGGGGCUAAAACCUUGGACUUCGAAAUCCUCGUGAAAAUCGAGGAAUCCGAGGCGGUGAACGCGGUGUCGAGUUUGGUUUUAUCGCUUUUAUCUUCCAAAGAUUCCGAGGAAUCUUACACUUUCGGCCCGAAUUCGGUUUCGAACUUCGGGAAGGAACUGAAGGACUUUUUAAUCUCGACGAAAAACACGUAUUUCUCCCAGUCCUACGGCGGCGCGCUAAAAGGGGUUAGCCUCCCAUCGAUGGCGCAAGCCAGUCCGACGGCGAAAAAUCUCCGGUUCAGCUUCGAUUUCUCGUUGGAUGCGACGAACUCCGCGUCUUUAUCCGAUGCGGAAAUCAACGAAAAAGUGACAAAUUUGGCGAAAGUAUGCUGAGUAAAAACGUACCCACCCCAGAGUUGUCAUGCAGAUCUGCAUGCCAAAAAAGUUUCUCAUGUGGAGCCCCAUGCGAAGCAUUUUCUAGUCGUGCUUUAGAGUUUGUGAUGCUAGAAGGAGCAUGAUGCACUAGAUCUGUGAUGCUUCUGAACUAGCGAAGCAGGACCACACCAUGAGGGCAAACUUUUCGUGCGAAACAGCGAAAGCUGGUUGAUUUGUCUAGCAGAUUUGCCAUCUUGACUCUGGUGCGUGGGCCCCGUUUUUACUCAGGAUAGAAAGCGGCGUUAGCUACUGCGAUUUAUCGAGGGACCGGGAUCUGGCUCAUGCCGGCGCAGAUCUCACUGUAUUUCUUGGAGAACUCCAUCACGCCUUUCAAAUCCCCCGUGUUUCAACUGACGAUCCCCGCGACGAAGCCGAAACUGCAGUGGUUCUUGGCCUUCCAGUUGGAGAAGUUCGUGACGGAUUACGUCGCGGUGGAAUUGAACGCCCUAACUGCGACUGUUCCGGGAACAACGGCGAGUGUGGAGAGUUGUGGCAUUUUGGCGCAGAGGUUGGGGUACACAGACACUUCCGCUCCAAACAGUAAGCCAUUCAGCUGUGACAGUUGGAAGCAGAUAGUUUCCUACACGGCGGUAUCAACUGUAAAAAUGUCUGGGUCUGGAAGAUUGCCAGGUUUGUCAUGCACAUUUUGCAUGGCUCCUGAUGUCUGUGAUGCAUGCCCUAGCAUCACAGAUUUUGUGAGGGCUUCCUGAUGCCUAUACCGCAUGACAAAUGCUCUCUCCGUGUAGCAAAACUUGGACGCUCUUUGCUGCUCAUGCAAUACAGAGUUUUUUAGAAUCCAAAAUCAGCAUGACAAGUUGGAUUCUUCCAGACCCAGACAUUUUUACAGUUGAUAGGUGGACUCCGCGAAGAUCAAGCCGUACACGAAAUCCUCCUCUUAUGGACGUGUCAGGCUUGAAAUCGUCAAAGUUGAAAUAAUUUGUAAUGCAUAAAAUGCAUGGCCCGAGGUACGUGCGUUGCAGAGCAGGCAAGUGAGGCCGAUUGUAUGCCUGUUAGGGGUUACAGCUCGAGCUGCUAAAGUAGCAUGAGAAAAUCACUCUUCUUUGCCUAAACAGCAUGACAAACUGGAUUUAGGGCCCACCAAAAUUUGUCAUGCGCCACUUGGUAACUGGGUUCCAACUGGCAUCCAUUUUAUGCAUGACAAAUUAUUUCAACUUUGUCGAUUUCAACUCUGACACAUCCAUACCUCUUACGUGGCUGCGGAUCCUGGUGUGCUGGAAGAUGAUCCAGUUGUUUCGACCGGGACGGUUACUACAACAUUAGCUGGAAGUGGAACCGCAGCUCCGGUUAUUCCCCCAACUACCCGUAUCAUGCAGCAGGUUGUUGGCUUCACCUUAACUUUGCCGUUAGACGCUCCAUCCGCCGACGGGAAAGUUCUGCAACCGACGAGCAUCCAGGUGUUGCAGAAUUGGGUUGAGCACGUUAUCAAACAAGAAGCGGGGAGGAUUUUAGCUUCCGACACGGCUGUCGAAUCCUCUCUGCAAAAACCUGACGGCUCGAAAGGCGACAUUUCCCUCCAAAUCCCCACGACUGGGAUUACAGUCGCAGUAGAAUCCGCUUCAGAAACGAAGGUAACAACCCCGGCGCCCUGUCAGCUCUACGAGCCGGGGUCUGCGGUGCCGGGGAAGUGGGAACUGUACAUGUACAAGCACGGGGAAGUAAUCGAGAACAACGGGUGGCGCGACAUGCGGUACGGGCAAAACCCGAACGGUUUGAAUUCCCUCUGCCCCCACCCGACAAGUGGAAAUGCGAAGAUGGCGGAGGCGACCUUUGACCAGAUCUGCUACAAGGAAGUCUUGGCGGUGGGCGGGACCGGGGCCUGGGUGCGGAUCAAGCGGAAGGACAAUGGGUGUAUUCCCGCGGCGCACGCGUUUGGACCGGGGGAACACUUAUGCAUUGCAAAUAUGUCUGGGUCUGGAAGGAUGCAAGUCUGUCAUGCGUGUCUUACAUGACUCCUAAUUCUGUGAUGCAUGACCAGGAAACGGGCCUCUUGCCUGUCAUGCAAAAACGCAGUUUGUCAUGCGCAAACGAAACGCAAGGCAGCUACAAAAUUUGUCAUGCUCGGCUGCGUAUGUCAGUGUGCUUCACAUUCACAGAUUUGCAUCACAACUUUCCAGACCCAGGCCACACGUUUGCACUUCAUAGCACUCUAUCAACGGCCAGUACUCCAUGGUGACGUCGAGUGGGUUAUCAAAUGCAAAAAUGUCUGGGUCUGGAAGAAUCCGAACUUGUGAUGCUGCAUUUGGAUUCCGAAAAAAUCUGUAUUGCAUAAGCAGCAAAGGGAAGGCAAUUUUGGCUACGCGGAGAGGGCAUCUGUCAUGCGGAAUAGGCAUCGCGAAGCCCUCAAAAAGUCUGUGAUGCUAGGGCAUGCAUCACAGACAUCAUGGCCCAUGCAAAACGUGCAUGACAAGUCUCAGAAUCUUCCAGACCCAGACAUUUUUGCAUUUCAUAUGGGUUUUCGGGCGACGCGAAGGUCGGCCCGGUAAACCACGGUCCGCUCUUUUCUGACGCGAUGGGGGGUGGCCAGUGGAUGUGGCGCUGCAAUAAAAAACCGGGAAUGCAAUACGAUGCGGAGAAUUGCGCGUCAUACGAUACCGGGGGUGUUUUGGGUAAUUCUUUCUCGGAUCCUAAUACCUGGGGCAAUCUGAUUUCGAUGCCCGGCAUGUAUGACGCGGGGAAAGGGGAGGCAAACUGCUGCAAGAAGGGGUACAGCUGGGCCUGGUACGGAAAAACGACGACGGCGACGGACGUCAGGCCUGCUUUCUCCGUAUCAAAUGCAAAAAUCUCUGGGUCUGGAAGAAUGCCAGACUUGUCAUGCAGGUUUUCCAUGAGCCAUGAGGUCUGGUAUGUAGGACAUAACAUGACAGAUUCUCUGAGAGUUCUAUCCUGCAUGAGAAACUGCCUUCCAAAUUGGUCGAAAGUGGAUGGCUUUUGGCACUCAUGCAACACAGAUUUUUGCAUCAUUCGGAAUUAGCAUGACAAGUUGCAAUCUUCCAGACAUCCAGGGAUUUUUGCAAUCCAUACUCCGGCGUGCUCGGAAUGCAGAUUAUCAACGCGACGUUUUUAGUCAGCAUUCCGGUGGAUAUGGUCGUGGAAAGCAGUAGUAGUAGUACGAGUGCAGCUGGAUCAUCCGGCUCUGGCUCUACUGGUGCAGCUUCCUCUAGUACAACCACCGCUGCGAUUUUGGACGUGAAGCAACUAGAGCAGACCUUUUCCGCGGUCGCGAAAGCGAUCAAGGAGAAACUGCCCGCCGGGGUGGAAACCGCGUUGACAAACACUUACAAACUCGGCUUGAGGAAGGAAGAGAUUGAAUUUCUCAACGACCCAGUUCCCGCGGGCGACAGUUUUGUCUCAACAGAACCGGCGGGAAGUUCCAUUUCCCCAACUACAGGUCAGUCCGCCGCGAGCCCAACAUUUGUGGAGGGGAAGUUGAAGUUUUCCACCCACAGAGGGGUUUACAACAAGGACAUCUCCCCCGAAGCCGCAAUGGAAUUGGAGGAGAAACUGCUGAAGGAAGCGCUGCAAAUCGCCAUUCAAAAAGCGGUGAAACGAACCGUCUUGAAAGAAGAACUCCGGCAGUCGGACCCCUUGGCGAUCGAAGAGAGCAACUUCGAGCAACCGGCGGUGCAGAUUUCCCCGCCUUCAUCUGUGCGCGUAGUGAAGGAGGAGCGAACGGCGACGGUUUUGUUCCACGGGUACUACAGUUCAGACAUUGUGGGCGAGUUGUUAGCUGGGUUCUCUGAUUCCCCGAACAGCAACCAGACGGCUUUGGUCCAGGCGAUUGCGAAUGAGUUCGCAAAAGAGGUGCAGAACCCGACGACUCCCACGACCGCGAAGAUCGGGGUGAGUAAGAUCGGGUUGAAGGAAAAUAGUUCCGCUUCGAUUGUGUCGCAGACGAAGUUCUCUUUAAAGGUGAAAGCGCCGCAGAAGACCACAGCUUAUUUGUUAUCCACCGUCUUUCAAAAUUCGCCCUCAGUUCUACAACUAGAACACGCUGUGGCGAAAGCAGUCGCGAGCUCGUUCCGUUCCGCCGUUGGUGCGUUCGACGAAUCGGUCUUGUCCGCUGAGCAUGUUUCCGUGACGCUGAAUCCUGAUCAAGUACCGGGGAUCGAUUCGGAAGUGGAAUUCACUUGCUCCGUCCCGUUUGGAGAUCCGGUGACAAGUGAAGAAGUGCUCAACGUGGAGUCGAACCACCCGUAUUCGGUGAAAUUUAAGCAAGAUUUGUUGAACAACGUGAAGCAGAAUUUCAUCACUCUAAAACCAGUCGACCCGAACCCAAAUAUCAUCGCGGGCGCGGCCAGUCUCUACUCUGAGCAGCAAAUCCAAUCCAACGUGAAACAAGGCUCGGUGCAGACGACCUCUUUUGCUUCCAACCGCAUGCAUCUGGACGUUUUAUCGGAGAAGGCGCAGUUGGACCGAUUGUCUUUGACUGCGAUUGUGAAAACUUCUGCCGCGAAAGCGAUGGUGGAGGCGCUGGCGAC